Porites evermanni is the source of this 1184-nucleotide messenger RNA. NCBI's taxonomy places the organism in Eukaryota, Metazoa, Cnidaria, Anthozoa, Scleractinia, Poritidae. The record is from the annotation of a GenBank genome assembly.
AAAGACCAUCCAAACUUUGUAUCUGCCUCGCCGCCAUCCAAAGAUCUGCAAUGGGCAGGUAGAUGCACUGGAUUCAAAGCUAUACCCAGUACUAUUGACUGUUACACGGCCAACAAUAACAACGUCCGUAGACUCUGCCCAUGUAAAAACCCUUCAGGUGGGUGUUAGCUUUUGUUACUAUUUUAUCAUCAAAUCUCUCUUCUUUUCUUCGUGGUUAUCACCCUGCUUUUCCUCUCCCCCUCCUUUACCUUUAAUUCAUUUUUCUCAGUUUUAAAUCAGUCUUCAUUGUUAAGCAGUUAUUUUGAGAUUUUAGCCAAUUCUACAAGACAUAAAGGUCCACGUGUCGUUUCACCUUGACAGCAUUUGCUCCUCUCUCGCUCAUUUAUACGUGUUUUGUACAAGUAAACUGGAGAUGCAAGAUAUAACGGCCUGUUUUGUUUUCAAUAUUGCUGUAAAUAGGUACAUGAAUUUAACCCUUUCACUGCCGGAGUUCUUGAUAGAGUUUUGUAAGGUGACUCUAACUUUUGAGUCUGUGGACGAAAUCGUAUGAUGUGACCAUUCAAAUGAAAGCUCUCUGCCUGUACUUGCACAUGGUGCCAUUUAUUUUUCAAAAUUUCACAAAAUGAAAUUUGGAAAUUUGGUCGAAAUUUGCUUUUAACUAAAUUUGGCAGUGAAAGGGUUAAGAUUAUAUAGCAAAAACAUGUAGAUAAAAAAGGCGCCGAAUAAGUCAAUUCAGCAAAAAGGCAACCUGUUUCUUAGCAUGCUCGGAGUAAACGUCCAACUCAAGAAAUUUCUUGAAGAAGUGAUCAGUUCUAAUUUAUCAGUCACCUAUGCAGACAUGAACCGGGAGAUAUUCCAUUACUGAGCAAACUGGCCAUGGAGAUGAAGAUGUUUUUAAUGGCCUCAUCAUUUCCUUUCGGGGUCCAAGUAGCCUGCGUGGCAGUCAUCGGAAGGGGAAGGGGGAGGGAGGGAAUAACGGAAAAGAGGAAGUGCAAGAUUUCUUGUGAACGUUAUUGAUUGUUCUCUCGCCUUAUUCCUUUCUUGAUCCUGACAGGAACCAAGUCACCAACGCAGUCGACUCCAACACUGACUACGCAUAUCAUGAUCAUGAGAUAAAAUCUUCGACCUCAGGAGGAAAAGUAUCAUCUGCUCAAACCAGAGCUUCACAAGAGCAUUCAACUGGA